Molecule: messenger RNA, 3417 nt
Organism: Tribolium madens (black flour beetle)
Lineage: Eukaryota; Metazoa; Arthropoda; Insecta; Coleoptera; Tenebrionidae
Exons: 10
Coding region: 352-2793 (813 amino acids)
Source: RefSeq, a predicted model, not a curated record
GUCCUGAUUAAAUUGUAUGAAGUUUACUGACUUAUUAACCUGUCAUGUCGCUUCAGACAUUCAUCACAUGUUGCAUCUCGAUUUGAGAAUCACCAUGAUCCUCAAUCCUUAAAGAUGCAAGAUUUGCCGCCAUUGCCUUACUCCCAUCUGGCAUUUACUUUAGCACUUUUUUCACUUAAAACCAACUCGACAUAACAAACCCAACAAGUCGCUCUUCCUGGACACCCAAAGAACCGUUUUAUUUAUUUCUGCGGUUACCACUUUGUGACAUUUUUCAUGUAAAAACCGCCAAAACCGUUUCCCGAAAUUCCAAAAAUAUUCGUUAUUACAUCGACUCAAGCAUCAGUAAUCAUGGUUCCGCUCUACAUGUUUCCCACCUGCUGCAUUUCCGGAAUUUCCGCCGAAGAGAAACUCGGAUGUCGCUUUCCCGGAGCUCCGGCCCACUCGUCGGUGGUGUUUUCCGACGAGAACCUCGGCCCCGGAACCGUAGCCACCUACUCCUGUGAGCGAGGAUUUGAACUCCUGGGCCCCUCAAGACGCGUGUGCGAAAACGGGCAAUGGCUGCCUGAGGGAAUUCCGUUUUGUGUUUUGAAUGUGGCUGCUGGGAAGGCCCCCAUGCAAGUGAGCACAGAGUCGGGGGGAAUCCCACAGAAGGCCAUCGAUGGAAGUACAAGUGCGUUUUUCAACGCGGAAACUUGCACUCUGACUAAAGCAGAACGUACUCCUUGGUGGUACGUUAACCUUCUGGAGCCCUACAUGGUCCAGUUGGUGCGACUGGAUUUUGGAAAACCCUGUUGUGGAGCGAACAAACCGGCGACUAUCGUCGUCCGUGUGGGCAAUAACCGCCCAGACCUAGGCACUAACCCCAUCUGCAACCGCUUCACCGGUUUCCUCGAAGAAGGCCAACCCCUUUUCCUGCCAUGCAACCCUCCCAUGCCCGGAGCCUUCGUGAGCGUCCACCUCGAAGUGCCUGUCGCAAGUCAGUUAUCCAUUUGCGAAGCCUUUGUUUACACCGACCAAGCCCUCCCCAUUGAACGAUGCCCGCAAUUCAGAGACCAACCCCCAGGCAGUACUGCCACUUACAACGGCAAAUGUUACAUUUUCUACAACAGACAACCGAUGAAAUUCAGGGACGCUUUGGCUUUUUGCAGAAGUCGAGGUGGAACGUUGAUCGAUGAGAGCAAUCCAGCUUUGCAGGGUUUCAUCAGUUGGGAGUUGUGGAGGAGGCACAGAAGCGACGCGAGUGGCCAGUACUGGAUGGGGGCCGUCAGGGAUAAGCAGCAAGGAGGCUGGCAAUGGUUGAAAGGGGAAGAAGUGACUGUUUCCUUCUGGAAUCUCCCUGUUGGGAACGGAGAUUGUGCAAGAUAUGAUGGUACUAAAGGGUGGCUCUGGUCGGAUACCGAUUGCAAUAUGCAUCUGAACUACAUUUGCCAACAUCAACCUAAAGCUUGUGGAAGACCGGAACAGCCACCAAAUUCGACAAUGUUGGCCCAGAAUUUUAACGUUGGUACCACUAUCGAGUACAUUUGUGACGAAGGACACCUCCUAGUUGGUCCAACGACAAGGACUUGUCUGGAUACUGGAUUUUACAAUGAGUUCCCCCCUGUGUGCAAAAGAAUUCAGUGCGGGUACCCUGCUGAUAUAGCAAAUGGAGAGUACCUUUUGGUUAAUGACAGUGUCGGUUAUCUAAGCCGAGUUGUGUAUACUUGUGAUGAAGGUUAUGAGAUGAUUGGAAGAGCACAACUUGCUUGUGAUAUUGACGAGCGGUGGAAUGGUCCACCACCGCGAUGUGAACCUGUCCAAUGCGAACCACCUCUCGAAAUUGAAAAUGGAAAAUUUGAAUCGCCGACUAAUGAAACACUUUUCGGUUCUGUUAUUGAGUAUAAAUGUAAAUUUGGGUACAAGCUGAUCGGGCCGAAAACAAUCACAUGUUUGGCUAAUGGACAAUACGAUGCUCUUCCUCCUAAAUGUCAAGCUGAAGCCCUGGCAUCCACCACAUCGCCCCCAACGAUCUCCCGAUCCCCAUCCCGAACAACCCCCCGCAUUCGCACUCGUCCUCCCCGGCCGUCCCCCACAACCAUCCGCGCCGACACCGGCACCUCCAAUAAGACCCGCUCGACCACCACCCCCGCCAGCCGCACCUCCAGCUCCUCAUCCGUGCCCCAGAUCAUCGUCGCCGGGCAUCCCCAAGACAACGAAAUCGCCGGAAGCUCCAACAUCCAGCACGGCGAAGUGCCCAACGUCAACAUCCCCCUCUCCGUCGACGGUGAGCGUCGCGAAACCUUCGGCGCCAAACUCAACCUCGGCGCCGUCAUCGCCCUCGGCGCGUUCGGCGGCUUCGUCUUCUUGGCGGCCAUCAUCACCACCAUCGUGAUUUUAGUGAGAAGAAAUCGAAGUGCCAAACAUUACCGUCAUCGUGCCUCUCCAGACUGCAACACCGUAGCCUCGUUCGACUCAUCCAGUUCUGAAUCGCGAAACGGCUUGAAUCGCUACUACCGCCAAGCUUGGGAAAACCUCCAUGAAUCAGCCGGUAGCAAAGCUGGUCUAAAAGCAAACAAUUCAAACCACUCGCCCCUUAGACGCAAGGAAACCCUAGACGAGCCCUAUCGAAACAGUGAACGGCAUCGAGACGGCUCCGAGUUGGUAGUAACUGAAGCCUUUAACGGUAAUAAAGCCGCCGAGAAGAAACGACACCACCAUCACCACCACCACCACGACGGAAAGCAACACAAGGACGGGAGGGACUGGCGUGACCCUAAACCGCCCCUGAACCGGGACCAAAAGAGAUAUUGACAACCUUGUAUGAUUAUAACAGUACAAUUGGACGACUAGGAAAUUUUAAAUUAUUUAUUUAUUGCUAACUGGUAUGUGAAGCUGAUGGUUUUAACUCUGAUACCAUUAAACCAAAUAUGUUGCUGGAUUUGGAGUGAAGAGACUCGUUAGUGGCUAUUUGAGGGUUUUCUCAAGCGGCGUUUCAAUAUUCAUAAUUAGUGUAAAUAAAUAUAGCAGCAAGGAGCGCAGAAGGAUGAUGGUUGAAUUCCUUGGCCUUACUUUACGAGUCAAUUAUUUUAGCUUAAAGUUUUAUUUAAAGUAAGGCUAAUGUGAUUCACAGUACAAAAGUGAAGAACAAUGGAUGACUGAUUCGUAUAUUUGUGUAUAAAAUGUAGUUCUCCCUGAUUUCUGAUUUUAAACUUAGUUUGAGAUAAUUUAUUAGGGAAGGUAACCACUUAUUAGUGCCAUUGGAUUAGGCAACUGAAAAAUUCUACGCAAAAAGCAUACCUAGUACUUGAUGGCAGCAUGUGUUUUUAUGCAUCAUUACCCAAAAAGCUAGCAAUAAGUACCUAUAAUUAGUGAUUAAUUCGUAUGUAAGAUAAAUGUAUCAUAUAAUAUACAAAUUAAAAUAUAUAUUUAUGACUA